GCUGCCUCACGACUGCCCCCAGAACGCCCUCACGCCAAAACUGCGAGCCCCCCUCUACCAUUAUAUCACUGUCUACCAGAUAAUUCGCCAACAUGGCAUCCGGCGCAAUGGGCAUUUAUACUACGCAAUUCCUUGCACCACUGCUGCCCGUCACGGGAGCGUUCGCCCUCCCCUUUACAGCCUACUUCUCCUUCCUCAGCCUGCGCAUCGUGGGCCGGAGACUCCAUGAGAAGCACUACGUCGGAGACACGCUUCCCUCAUCGUCCUCGUCCACAUCGUCCAAGUCAGACAGCAAGCAUAGCAAGAGCAAGAGCAGUAGCAGCAGCAGCAGUGCGAACAAGCUUGCCGACAACGAUUUGUACACGGACGUCCGGUCGCACAUGAGCUUCAUCGAGAACGUGCCAUUCGCCUUCUCCAUCGCCGCCAUCGCCGAGCUCAACGGUGCGCAUCCGACGUACCUCUCAGCCGCGUUGGGGAGCCUGCUCUUCUUCCGCGUCCUGCACGCCGAGUUUGGACUCAAGGGCAAGGAUGCCAUGGGUAACGGCCGACCCGUCGGGUACUUUGGCACCAUUGGCACCAUCAUGGGUCUGGCGGCGUACGCGGCUGGCCUCACCAGGGAGUUCUGGAUGAAGCAGCUCAAGUGAGUCGAGAGGAGGACUGCAGAGGAGCUCAUUGCCACGAGCGAAAACAAAACAAUAGGGAGUCUCAGGCAUGUCUUUAAAUGUAGGAUGCGGCGCAACAAUUGCCUGGUAGCGGCAGAUGUAUCCCCUGGGUUGUAUACCUUAAGGCAUAUACAUAUAUAAUAGAGCAGAAACACAACCAGUCGCUUUACAGUA
This is a messenger RNA of Microdochium trichocladiopsis, 836 nucleotides long. RefSeq lists its product as uncharacterized. NCBI's taxonomy places the organism in Eukaryota, Fungi, Ascomycota, Sordariomycetes, Xylariales, Microdochiaceae. Gene Ontology annotation, cellular component: membrane. The record is from RefSeq and is a predicted model, not a curated record. Bases 93 to 644 code for a protein of 183 amino acids. The transcript is spliced from 2 exons.